Symbiodinium natans is the source of this 1251-nucleotide messenger RNA. The record is from the annotation of a GenBank genome assembly. NCBI's taxonomy places the organism in Eukaryota, Dinophyceae, Suessiales, Symbiodiniaceae.
AUGGGCGCUGCCAUGAAUGUGUGGCUGGAGGUUUGUAAGGUGGUGGUCUUCGCAUCUGGUGGGCAGAUCCCCGACUCUGCAGCUCAGACCUACUAUGGCCGUUUACUUGCAGCCAACGCCGUCUGCGAGCUCAUGACCAGCCAGCUUGUUGGGGUGUUGAGCGACAAGUUCGGCCGAAAGCCCAUACAAGUGCUGGCGCAGCUUGGACAGGUGAUUGAUUACAGCAUUGCUGGCCUUUGCUUGCCCAGCUUGGGCGUCGUGAGGCAAAUUCCCGCCGAUGUGGCCGAGAACUUGCUGUUUUGCUCCCGAGGGAUUGCUGGCUUCCUUGGGAACUACAAAGUCACUUUGCAGAGUUACACAGCUGAUAUCUCGAGCGCCGACGAGUGCCCUGACAACUUCGCGGCCCUUGGAGGCGCCAUGGUGGCCGGAAUGUGUGCAGGCAGCAUGCUCGUAGCAAUCGUGAAAACGAUGGAGUUGUCUUAUCGGGCCUGCUUCUUCGCAUCUACAGCCAUGAAUUUGUCCAUAGUCCUGAUAGUCCUGAUAGGCUGGAAGGACAUAGCUCCGCGGAAAAGUUUCAGCUUCAGCGAAGCAAAUCCAGUGGCGGGCUUGCAGGUCCUCACUAUUUCCCGCGCCAUGGUUAUCUACUCCGUGCUGGUGUUCCUCAGCUCUUUCGCAUUGAACAUGUUCGUUAGCACCUUGGAUUUCUAUUGUGGAAAGUUUCUGAAGAUGGACAAGCGCUUCUUCAUCGGGCUAGGCCUUUUUUGGGCCUUGCAGUCUCUCUUUAUCCUGGCUGUGGUCCAGCCAAUUCUCACACGCAGAAUUGGUGAAGUCUUGACCUUGACAUUGAGCUUUGCAUCGCUGAGCGUCUUUUAUACGUUAUUCUGCCUGCUGACGCCGAGCACUUGGGCCUUAUCCUAUGUUGUCAUCAUCUUUUUCAGCUUCGGCUCGAUGUGUUACCCACUUGCUGUGGGGCUGGCAGCUCGGGAGGUGCCUCCAGAACAGCAGGGGACACUUCAGGGAGCAAUUUCUAUUCUUGAAACCACUGCGAAGAUUUUCGCUCCCUUGCUGGCGUCAGAUGUCUUGAUUCCAAGAUUUGAGAAGGAAGGCGACUUCCAUGGCAUGGUGUAUUUCGUGGCAGCGCUUCUGAUGGUCCCCGGCGUGCACUUGAGCCACCAGCUGAAGAAAUACACGUGUCACCUCGACACCAGCCAGGCCAACUCUAGUGCGCAAAUCGCCGUAGAGAUGCAGUGA